AUGGGCGACGAUGGCGUGGUGCAGUUUCAGAGCACCGUCUAUCACGGCCAGCCAGUGACUGUGGUUCGCGACGAGAAGGGCCACACCGUCUAUCCCACCUACGUCCCUCCGGCCACCGAGUCCCCGACCACGCCCACGUCGCCCACGCCGCCGCGAGCGCUCCAAGAUGAAGACAUCGCACCCGACUCCGGCCUCCUCCAGCCCAACCCCGGACUCUCAGCGCGCCCAAGCGCGUCCGUCUCAAGGCAAUGGGCUACCGAGCUGCCACUGCGCCGAGACAGAAGCAACUCAAGCGUCUCUAUCGUCCUGCCGCCCAUCAGGCGCGCAGGCACACAUAAGCCGCGCCACUACUCCGACGCUGGACUGCUGCGUGAUAUUGACCCGUCGAGCAGCGAGUCAUCGUCGGACGACGAGACCGUCGGUUCAGAAGCCGCAAAGUCCACGACCAAGAAGCGGUCGCGCAAGCACAGAUUCGACAAAGACCACUUUCGGCGCUUUCAAGUGGGAAACGAGCACUAUCACACCAAGGGGAAAGUCUCGAAGCACGACGGCCGACUAAACAUCUCGGUCAAGGACACGAGCAACACGGGCUAUCUGGCAAAGGCCCUCGGCACGGCGGUCAAGAGAGUGGUGCCCCUGAAGAAUGGCGUCGACGGCGCUAAUGGGUCACGCCCCUAUGCAGUAGCGAGGCUGUCAUCGGCCUCGACGGCGGCCGGCCCGGAAACCUUCUCGGGCCCCAAGCUGAACAUCGUCAUCAUGGUCAUCGGCUCGCGCGGCGACGCACAGCCCUUCCUUAAGAUUGGCAAGGUGCUGAAGGAGCAGUACGGCCACCGCGUGCGCAUCGCCACGCACCCGGCCUUCCGCGAGUUCGUCGAGAAGGACUCGGGCCUAGAGUUCUUCUCGGUGGGGGGCGACCCGUCGGAGCUGAUGGCCUUCAUGGUGAAAAACCCCGGCAUGAUACCGACCCUCGAGACGGUCAAGGCGGGCGACAUCGGGAAGCGGCGGGCUGCCAUGGCCGAGAUGUUUGCCGGCUUCUGGAGGGCCUGCAUCAACGCCACCGACGACGAACACGACACGCACAACAUCAAGAUGAUGGGGUCCAAGGACCCCUUUGUUGCCGACGCCAUCAUCGCGAACCCGCCGAGUUUCGCCCACAUCCACUGCGCCGAAGCUCUGGGGAUUCCCCUGCACCUCAUGUUCACGUUUCCAUACACGCCAACCCAGGCCUUCCCGCACCCUCUCGCGAGUAUCAAGAGGUCGAAUGUCGAUCCCGGAUACGCCAAUUUCAUAUCGUACCCGCUGGUCGAGAUGAUGGUCUGGCAAGGGCUUGGAGAUCUCAUCAACGACUUCCGAGUGAACACGCUAGCUCUGGAUCCGCUGUCGACCCUGUGGGCGCCUGGCGCCACCUACCGCAUGCAUGUCCCCUACACGUACCUCUGGAGUCCUGGAUUGGUUCCUAAGCCUGCAGACUGGGGCGACGAAAUCGACAUCUCCGGCUUCGUGUUUCUCGAUCUUGCAUCUGCAUUCCACCCCCCUGACCCGCUGACCAAGUUCCUCGAGGCCGGCGAGGCACCGAUCUACAUCGGGUUCGGCUCCAUCAUCGUUGACGAUGCAGACCGCUUUACGCACAUGAUCUUCGAGGCUGUCAAGAUGGCGGGCGUCCGCGCUCUGGUAUCGAAAGGCUGGGGUGGCCUCGGGGGCGACAGUCUCAACGUCCCCGACAACAUUUUCCUCCUAGACAACACGCCACACGACUGGCUCUUCCCUAAAAUGCGCGCCUGCGUGAUCCACGGCGGUGCCGGCACCACAGCUAUCGCGCUCAAGUGCGGGAAGCCAACCAUGAUCGUCCCUUUCUUCGGCGACCAGAACUUCUGGGGGUCCAUGGUCGGCACUGCCAAGGCCGGCCCCGAGCCGGUGCCGUACAAGAGCCUCACGGCCGAGAACCUAGCCAAAGGCAUCAAAUACUGCCUUACUGAUGAGGCGGCCGAAGCCGCCCGCGAGCUCGCCAAAGGGAUCGAGCUCGAGGGCGACGGCGCCGAGAAUGCCUGCAAGUCUUUCCACAAGCAUAUGGCCAUGUCGGGCACGAACUCAGUCCGCUGCUCGAUCCUGCCCAACCGCGUAGCGGUGUGGCUGCUGAAGAACACGAGCCUGCGGCUCAGCACCAUGGCGGCCGACUUCCUCGUCCAGCGCGGCUACAUUUCCUGGAAGAGGCUCCGGCUGCUCCGGCACAACGAGUGGAACGACUUUGAAGGCCCCGGCGAGCCCGUCACUGGGGUCGCGGGUUCUCUGAUGGGCACCGUUGGCAAUAUCUUUGGCGGUAUCGGCGGCGUGCCGUAUCGCGUACACAGGAGCGCGACGGAGAGGCGGGAGCGCAAUGAGAAGAGGAGGAAGAGGAAACAGAAAAAGGAGGAGAGUGCGGCGGCGGCUGCUGCUGCGAGAGAUCAUAAGGCGAAAGGCAAGGGUUCCAAAGGAGCCCGCUCGCCUGAAACGCAAGUGGUGGAUCACGCGGUCAAGACGGACGCCGAUGCUGGUGCGGGCAAAACUGCUACGAGUAACAACGGGGAGGAAGAUAAUGGCGAAGACGAGGACGAGGAAGGUCUCCGGCAGACACAUACGAAGGCCAGCAACGCCAUGGGCCGCUAUGAUACGCAAGCGACAACAGCGUCCACGACGUACACGGAAGACAACCCCGCUGAGGAGUUCGCUGCUGAGGUGGGCAAGGGGGCUUUCAAGUCGGCAGCGGCACUGGUUCGGGCGCCCAUGGACCUCUCCUUGGCGCUAGCUCAGGGCUUCCACAACGCUCCGAGGCUGUACGGAGAUGACACGGUCCGACGGCCGACGCGCGUGACAGGGAUCAAGUCGGGCCUGCGGGCGGCCAAACAUGAGUUUUUCUACGGCAUAUACGACGGCUGGACGGGAGUAGUGAGGCUGCCGUACCGUGGCGCCCGCGACGGCGGCGCGCGCGGUUUCGCCAAGGGCGUGGGCAUGGGUGUCACUGGCUUCGUCCUCAAGGACAUUGCCGCCAUCAUCGGCCCCGUUGGCUACACCCUCAAGGGCAUCGUCAAGCAGGCGCAGCGCAGCCGGCAGCCGGCCAAGCUGAUCCGCCGCGCGCGCAUCGUACAGGGCCAGCGUGAGACGCACGAGCUCGACGGAGGUCCCGCAGGAGACCGGCGCGCCAUGGAGAACGAGGUCGUCCGCGGGUGGGAAACCAUGCGCGCGCUCUGGGAGGCGCUUGAGGCCGCCGACAAGAAGGCCUCCAAGCUGCGCGGCCCGCCCGGCGUCAAGGCGCGCAUGCGCAGCGCCAGGGCCGGCCACCUCACGAGGCGCGGCCAGGGCGCGGCGUUUGAGAGCGUCGAGACGGCCAAGCGCGCACUCGCCGCCCUCAAGAGGGGCGAGGACGUCGACACGGUCAUCGGCAGGGGCAACACGGGUCGCAAUGCUGUCGUUGGCGGAAAGAGUAGCCCCGCCUCGGCUGCUGCUGCUGAGACUGAUCGGAGAAGGAGAAGCAGCGGCAGGAAGAAGAAAAGAAGGAUAAAGAAGAGGCGAAGGAGGCAGAGGUCGAGACGGCCGCGGCGUCGUCUGCAACCUUGUCCACCCCAAGCCCAAGAGGUGAGGGUCAUGAUGAUGAUGGAUAGAUGA
Lasiosphaeria miniovina is the source of this 3639-nucleotide messenger RNA. RefSeq lists its product as uncharacterized. Gene Ontology annotation, molecular function: hexosyltransferase activity; UDP-glycosyltransferase activity. The transcript has 4 exons. Lineage: Eukaryota; Fungi; Ascomycota; Sordariomycetes; Sordariales; Lasiosphaeriaceae. Gene Ontology annotation, biological process: carbohydrate metabolic process. Bases 1 to 3639 code for a protein of 1212 amino acids. The record is from RefSeq and is a predicted model, not a curated record.